Molecule: messenger RNA, 495 nt
Organism: Purpureocillium lilacinum
Lineage: Eukaryota; Fungi; Ascomycota; Sordariomycetes; Hypocreales; Ophiocordycipitaceae
Source: RefSeq, a predicted model, not a curated record
AUGAAGGUGAUGCUUUCGUCCACGACGACAUGCUUGGAGAGGCGGUUGGGGUCCACCGAUUGUAAGGACGGGACGAGGGACGCGAGUGUCUGCAGUCGGGGGAAUGCGUCGACGACUCACCUGCAGCCGCUCCUUGAAAGCCUCGCGCCGGGAGCGCUCAAAGACGCGGUGGACGGCGCGGUCGUCGGCCGUCCAGUUCCUGAUGCGCUUCUUCUUCUUGCCGGCCUCGGCGGACGUCGCGGGACCAGCGACACCGCCGGCAGACUGGGUGGACAGCCGCCGGUCAGGCGGAGAGGGCUCGCCCGAGGACGACAUGAGCAAGUGCUGCAGCGGCCGAUGCGAUGGAGACGAGAUGAGAUUGGGAUUCGCACCCCUAGCGGUCGUAGUAGUCUGGCAACAGGCCAACGGUUCGACGACGACGUCUCAGGCAUUCAAUCAGGUAUCCGUGAGGCACGAACCAGCAGCCGCACCACCUCUGCCGUUUUUGUCGGGUGA